AUGCCUCUCCAAAACCUGCCACCUGAGAUCCAAUGCCAGAUAUUCUCCUAUCUGGUCACCAACGACGGACCGUCGCACAUCCAUGCAGUACUGAAAACCUGCAAACGGCUUCGGGAUGUCGCUCUACCAUUCUCCGUGCAAACCUUCAGGAACACGUCGUCACCAUUUGACCCUGACUCCUCUGGUCAAGUCUGCGGUACGCGCAGCAUCCGGUUUCUGCGCUAUAUCUUGAUGACCAAACCAGAGCUUGCCAAAAAUGUCAAGACUGUAAUUUUGGGCCAAUUUGAAUUACCGGGUGAUGAAGAGGAGGAGUGGGAGGAUGGGAGUAGUCAAGAUGAUGAGGAGAUUGGCCAUGAAGACGAGAGCGAUCAAGAUGGCGUGGGCAGUGACCCAGGAAGUGACAGCGGUGGCCAAGAUGACAGACAAGGCGCUGAAAGAGGUGGUCGAGAGAGUGAUGACGGAGAUGAGAUUUCGAAGAUCGAGAAGGAAUGUCUCACGGAAGCUGAGCUGGCUUUGUUCAAGCAAAGAAUUAAUGAAGCUCUCACCCCUGAAACGGACGACUAUUACGAAGAUGGGAGAGCACUGUGGUUUCGCGACCUACGGGAGAACCAUACUGAUGCCCAGAUCGCAAUGAUUCUCCUAGUCUGCCCAAACAUCGAACGGCUGUACUUUGCAGAGCCAGACAGCCCGAAAAACGUUUUGCUUGUGUUGAACUUGGCUAGCAACACUCAAAAUAGUCAGACCAGGCCAUUAUCGAACCUGCGCGAGGUAUAUCACGAAUCUGAAGAUGAUUCUUAUGGCUAUCUUUUGCUUUACGAACACGCCAUUCCUUUGUUCCGUAUACCCUCUGUCCGAUCUUAUGGAUGUGUCCUGGCCAACGGAAGCGAUGAAGCUGGUCGCGCAUUUGCCCAUAUACCGCGAAGAUCAUCCUCAGUGGAAGAGAUCACAUUAUACAAAUCAUUCUGCACCGCGUUAUUUAUUAAUAAUGUGUUUGGUGCUUGCAAGACUCUCAGGUCAUUCGAGUUUACUCCGGCCGUUUCUCAUGUUGACAACGAUCGGAUGAUGCCCCGAGACAUAAUGGAUGCCAUUUUGCCCCAUGCGAACACCUUCGAGAAUCUUCAUAUCAAUUUGGAAGAUGACGAGGAUAAGGCAUGGGCAGGCCCCGACGACAGGAUAUAUAUGGGCACUGACUUGCGCCGGAUGGUUGCACUCAAGAGACUUGUUGCUGGAAUGCAGUCUCUCACAGGGUUUCUGGAUGGGCAGCCAGACGAGGUAUGGGGUGACAGCCCACCUUUAGAAGUCAAAGGAGCACCGAGACUUGUGGAAUGUAUCCCUGAUAGUCUCGAGCAUCUUGAGAUCCAUGGGUGUGGCAAGGCCAUAUUGGAUCAAGCCGGCGAACUGCUCGGCGUGAUUGAGAGCGGCAGCCGGUUUAAGAACCUUCGACGUGUGCGAUUUCUCUUCAACGGCGAGAAGAUUGACCCCGCAGAGGUCCAGCUAUCCUGUAACUCGCCAAGUGUCACCCUUGACGUCGUUUUCCAAUCACGGCAUAACCGUAUAUACGAUGUAGGCCAAAGCUUACACACUGAAGAGCGUGAUGUAAGCAAUAUUUGCUCCCGUAUCUUCGCAGAGGACCUCAGGGAACAAUGGCUACAGAUCCGGGGAGGAGAUGUUGGUAGUGCGACGGUGAAUCAGGGUGUUUAUCGCGCCCCGGGGAUCGAUAUUCCACUUGAAGAAGACGACCAAGAAGAGGUUGGCACCGAGGAAGAAGGCUCUGAUGACGAUAACGCCGCCGCCGCCGACGAUGAUGAUUGA
Molecule: messenger RNA, 1812 nt
Organism: Clonostachys solani
Lineage: Eukaryota; Fungi; Ascomycota; Sordariomycetes; Hypocreales; Bionectriaceae
Source: the annotation of a GenBank genome assembly